Carya illinoinensis is the source of this 2011-nucleotide messenger RNA. RefSeq names its product nuclear transport factor 2-like. NCBI's taxonomy places the organism in Eukaryota, Viridiplantae, Streptophyta, Magnoliopsida, Fagales, Juglandaceae. The transcript has 10 exons. The coding region runs from base 239 to 1654 and encodes 471 amino acids. Gene Ontology annotation, cellular component: ribonucleoprotein complex; cytosol. The record is from RefSeq and is a predicted model, not a curated record. Gene Ontology annotation, molecular function: mRNA binding.
UGCAGUUUUCCGCCCUUUUACACUGCUUUCUUUAAAAACCCUCUAUUUUACUCUAUCCCUAUUCCCGAACACCGUCACGCACACUCUUCCCUCUUCAAGAUCUUGAAGGGAACCCUAAUAUAAACCCUAGAAAAGAAACCACCGUGGGAGGUGAGAGAAGGUCGCGGAGCUACUAUUUAAAUACCCUUCUCUCAAUCUCUGCCCAAUCAGCACUCUUCGAUCAGAAAUCAAUUCGGUGAUGGCAUCUUCAGAGGCAGAAGUCUUAGCUGCAGCCUGCACUCCUGCUGCUGAUGUUGUUGGCAAUGCCUUUGUCCACCAGUACUACCUUAUCUUGCAUCAAUCCCCGGAGCUUGUUCAUCGAUUUUACCAGGAUACUAGUAAGCUUGGUCGUCAAGAAGAAAAUGGGGCAAUGAGUAUUACAACCACUAUGCAAGCAAUCAAUGAGAAGAUACUCUCGCUUCAUUAUGGUGAACUAAGUGCAGAAAUCUUAACUGUGGAUUCACAAGAUUCUUUCAACGGGGGAGUCCUUGUUCUUGUUACUGGGUAUUUGACUGCAAAGGAUAGUUUGAGGCGCAAAUUUACUCAAACUUUCUUCCUGGCUCCUCAAGACAUAGGCUACUUUGUUCUGAAUGAUGUUUUUAGAUAUGUUGACAAUGGGAAUGAGGCUCUCAUUAAUGAUGUCGAAGAACCUCUUACUUCUGACCUUGAUCCUUCUCCUGUGCAGGAGAAUCAUAUUUCCGAGACUCUGACUACAGUGCCAGAGGUUGUUGAUGAAGAGGAAGUGUAUAAUCCUCCUGAGAAUGGACACGCUCCAAUUGAAGAGGAGGAACCAGCAGUUCCCGAGGUCGGUGACGAAGUUUCAGACGGUUGGCAGAUAGUGGUUGAAUCUAAUUCUAAAAUUGAAGAAGCUCCCAAGAAGUCAUAUGCCUCUAUUGUUAAGGUUUUGAAGGAGAAUGCUGCUCCAUUUUCAACCCAAAUGCCAGUAUCUCGGAAGUCUGUUUCCAAGAGCCAAGAGCAACUAGUGACUGCUGGACCUCCUCCUGCCCCGGUGCCUCAGACACCAGUUUCCAGCUCAAAUGCUGCUGAAAAUGGUGGUGAGAAGGAAUCUGAAGCUGAUGGUCAUUCUAUUUACGUAAAAGGCCUCCCUGUGAAUGCUACGCCGGCCUUGCUCGAAAGUGAGUUCAAGCAAUUUGGACCUAUUAAGAUUGACGGUAUUCAAGUUAGAAGCCAAAAGGGAUUCUGUUUUGGCUUUGUGGAGUUUGAGGUGGCAAGCGCUGUGCAAAGUGCAAUCGAGGCUUCACCCAUCAUCAUUGGUGGACGCCAAGCUGUUGUUGAGGAAAAGAGAUCUACCAAUCGAGGUAACAGUAAGGGACGAUUUUCAUCUGGAAGGACAGCUGGAUAUAGGCAUGAAGGAGUAAGAGGGCGUGGAAACGGAAACUAUGGAGGUGGAAGGGGCUAUGGCCGUGUUGACUUUAAUGGCAGGACUGAGUUUGGCAGCAGGAAUGGGAAUCGAGGUGGAUUUUCUAGCCGUGGAGAGGGAUAUCAGAGGACUGAUCACACGGGUGGCAAUGGUGGGCGUGUGAAUCGUGCUGGUGGCUUGGCUGUAAAUGCAGCGGCCAGAAGUACAGCUCCACGGAUAACUGCUACUGCCUAGGAAGCAAAGAUUUUCAGGAGGAUAGCAGUUGAAGAUUUUUCUGUUGGUUAAUCAAGUGAUUGGAUCUUUUUUUGAGCUGAGGUAUAUGAAAUUUAUUUAUGGUUUCGCCCAUGUCAUUUUCAUUGAUCUCGGGUGGAUAAUUGUCUAAAAAUUCUAUUUAGUAGUAUGUCCUGUCCAUCCUCCAGGAGAGUUUGCUCGCUGUGGUCCAUGUAGGCCACUUUAUUUUAAUUUUCUUCCGAUCAUAGUUUUUGGAGUUUGGGGCUGGGAGUGAAAGGAGCAUGCUUGGGCUAUAGGUCAUCUUUAUAUGUAAUUUUUUUUCUCUCUUAAUGGCAAAACGGCUUAUAUUUCAAGUCUUUA